AGAAAACAUGUGCACGCGGCAUUUCUUCACACCGCAAGUCGCACGUGUGCUUGUAGAUACCCCUCAAUGUGUUCAGAAGCUGAGCGGUAGCAUGAAGAAUGGUCAUUUGCAAAGCCCCAGUUUGGGGCUUGGGGCGGGCUUCGACGAAGCUCCCCAGGCUCGAUAGCACGAGCAGCGCGGUAGAGAAGACUUUUACCUCGCAGUUGCACACGACGGCAUGUCUCAAUGCACUGAACGUCCACCGGGCUUCGAGCGACGCCAAAGCACGGCAGCGCGCCGAACGCGACCAAUUGACCCGCCUGCUCAAGGAAUCCGACGCCAAGCGGGACGCGAGAAACUACAUCAAGCACUUCGACGUCGCGAAGAAGGCGCCCGGAGAAGCCGCAUCGAAGGCCAGACAGGCCGUGAGCGCCUACAGCGACCCAGCCACGGCGCUCACCGGCGUCAACCUCGGCAACCUGUACGAGCCCACUGUCUUCACCCACCAACAGCUGCCUGAGGAGAGAUUCAAGGAGAGCGAAGAGGAGCCAAUCCAUCUCGCACUAGUCAAGAUACGGCAGCCGCAGGCCCUCGACGAUGUGACACUGGGCGGCAUCGCAUCGACGCUGAGUCAGUUGGCGCAGCUGGGCCUGAGCACCGCCGUUGUGCUGGACUGCGACGACGAUGCCUCCUGCGACACGGCACAUGCACGGCCGCCUCUCGAACAGACUAUCAGGCGGCAGGCGACGCGCAUGGUGGCCGCCCUGCAGCGACACAACGAGCCGGGCGCUCUGCUGGUCGAGCAUGCGCUCAGCUCCGCAAGCCUGGGUGGAGAGGGGCUGAGUACGGCGCAUGUGCGGGGAGACGUCGAGGUCAAGGACAACUACCUUCUCUUCCCGCCCAUCGACGACGGCGUGAUACCUGUCAUACCGCCCUUCGCCUUCGAUGCGGAUUUGAAGAGGGUCACUGUUCUGGCCGACGAUGUAGUGUUGGCACUGGUGAGAGAAUUUGCUGGUCUGUCUGGGGGGACGAGCAGCGGUAUAGAGGGCACUGCGCACAGCCACCAGCAUGUGUAUGACCGGCCCAUCUUGGACCGCAUCAUCAUUCUGGAUCCUCUAGGCGGCAUUCCUUCUGAGAACAGGGCAGAUGGUGCACAUGUCUUCGUUAACCUCGAGGCAGAGUACCGCGACAUCAAGGAAGAGCUGGCGAAAGUCUCGUCAGAUGCAAAGGGGGCCGCCGCCGAGAAAUACACAGCGUCACCAGGCAGCGGAAAUCCAAUCGCAGACAUCUUUGCGGAUGAGGUUGCUUCUACACCAGGACCUCCGAACAAUAGUAUAGGCGACAUCCUGCCGCCCGAUCGACACACCAAGAACCUCAACGUCGUCGAAAGAGCCCUCAAGCUCCUCCCGCCCUCAUCCUCUGGUCUGAUCCUCACGCCCAUUGAAGCAGCCACCGAGUCGCUCCCCGCCGCCGACUCCUCCGGCCGCCGUCCCACACCCUCUCCCAAUCCUCUGAUCCACAAUGUUCUCACCGACAAACCCAUGGUCUCAUCUUCGCUCCCCACCUCACCCCUAAGCCGUCUGCACAGCAGCCACGCCCCCAACCCCUCGACUUUUCUCAAGAAAGGCAUCCCGCUGACCAUGAUUCCGGACCCGCGCAUCUGCGGCCCCUGGCAACCGCCGUCAACGGGAUACCCCAUCAUCGACCUCGCGAACGACCCGCGCAUCAACCUGCCGAAACUCGUCGACCUGAUCAACGACUCGUUCCGCCGAAAGCUCGAUCCAAAAGACUACCUGAAGCGCAUCGAAGGCCGCGUAGCCGGCAUAAUCAUCGCAGGCGACUACGAAGGAGGCGCGAUAUGCACGUGGGAAACGCCGUCGACGCUGCGGCAGCACGGGUCCGGCGCGCAGGCUCAUGCUGGGGAGUUGGACUCGCCGCACUGGGUUCCGUAUCUCGACAAAUUCGCCGUUUUGACCUCGAGCCAGGGCUCCGGCGGCGUGAGCGACAUCGUCUGGGCCGCGCUGGUGCGGACUUGUUUCCCGCGCGGCGUGGUGUGGAGGAGUCGCACGAGUAAUCCGGUGAAUAAGUGGUAUCAGGAGCGUAGCACGGGGAUGUGGAAUUUGCCCGGUGGACAGUGGACGAUGUUUUGGACGGUGGAAGGGGUUACGGCGGGGUGGGGUGGGAAGGAUGGCCGGCCGAUGGAGAUGAAGCGCUGGGAUGCGUAUGUGGAUGUUUGCUCGGGGAUUGAACCGAGCUGGCUGGACUCGAAGAAGUAGAUAAGGGAAUAGAACAUACGACCAGCACUUUGCAGUUGGCUGCAUGUGGUGCGUGGGCAAAUGAUCAGCACUGUAGAGGCGGCCGCGGACGCAUGAGCCUCUUGUCGUCUCAAGGACUGACCCAGGUACGCAGUGGUAUGCCUUCGAGGAUAUUGAAGUCGGUGAUCGUGUUCAAGCCAAGACGCAGCUUGCAACGAAGAAUGAAAUCAUGCAGCCGUUGCAGUGCGCGCCUCGCAGAGGGUUUGUCAGAAGGCAUCGUAAAGGGUCGGGGGGUGAAGGCAGUGCGAGGCAUUGUCGAAUACUGGAAGGUGUAGCAUUUGUUCGUGAGAGAAUGGUCAUGAGUCUAGAAUUAAGAAGAAAGAGUGUUGAAUAUUCGAGGC
This is a messenger RNA of Didymella exigua CBS 183.55, 2635 nucleotides long. Its product is annotated as mitochondrial amino-acid acetyltransferase. NCBI's taxonomy places the organism in Eukaryota, Fungi, Ascomycota, Dothideomycetes, Pleosporales, Didymellaceae. The coding region runs from base 99 to 2255 and encodes 718 amino acids. Gene Ontology annotation, biological process: L-arginine biosynthetic process. The transcript has 2 exons. Gene Ontology annotation, molecular function: L-glutamate N-acetyltransferase activity, acting on acetyl-CoA as donor; arginine binding. The record is from RefSeq and is a predicted model, not a curated record. Gene Ontology annotation, cellular component: mitochondrial matrix.